Molecule: messenger RNA, 2673 nt
Organism: Trypanosoma cruzi
Lineage: Eukaryota; Euglenozoa; Kinetoplastea; Trypanosomatida; Trypanosomatidae
Product: trans-sialidase, putative
Exons: 1
Coding region: 1-2673 (890 amino acids)
Molecular function (GO): exo-alpha-sialidase activity
Source: RefSeq, a predicted model, not a curated record
AUGCUCUCACGUGUUGCUGCAGUGAAGGCACCCCGCACACACAACCGUCGCCGCGUGACCGGAUCCAGCGGAAGGAGGAGGGAAGGAAGAGAGAGUGAGCCGCAGAGGCCCCACAUGUUCCGGCAUCUCUUCUAUUCCGUGGUGCUGCUCUUCUGCGUCGUCGUGAUGUGCUGCGCCUCCGAAGAUGCACACGCAGAGGAAAGUAAUCCAGUGACUGCUCCAACGUUUGCAUGGAAAGGCAUCACUGAUGAAAAUGAUGUAACGGUGAAAUCGUUAGGCGUUCCCGGCCUUUUGAAAGUGGGAAAUGAUGUAUUUGCCGUUGCCGAGGCUCAUUGCAAGAAAAACGGUGAAGACAUCAUCUUUACUGGCAUUGCGUCCGAAUUUCUUGCGGAAACGAAGGAUGUUGAACAGAAGGAAAUUAUGAAGGAUGUCAAAACGAAGACACAAUUUUUGGAGAAAGAAGAUUCUGAAGAGAAGAAAGUGAACGUGAGCCGGCCAACAGUAGUCGUUGAGGAAAAUGAUAUUUACAUAAUGGCUGGGACUUACAGCUCGAACCCUGCUGAUAGUUGUCAGGAUGGGGCUGACGUGGCUCCUUCGGGACUUCUGCUGGUAAAGGGGCAAGUCAGUGAUGAAGAAAGCAAAAAAAUUGACUGGAACGAUACUCACGCUCUACCGUGCACUUUUUUAAACCAAGAACACAAAUCCUGGACGCAGCUGACUGGCGGCGGUGGAUCGGGUGUUAAGAUGGAGGACGGUACGCUUGUGUUCCCUGUGGAAGCCACGAAGAAGAAGACGAACCAGGGUGAUGGCAACGAAAAGAAUGGAAAGACUGUCUCGCUGAUCAUAUACUCGAAGAAUACUAAAUUUUGGAAGCUGUCGGAAGGGAUGUCUGCCGAUGGCUGCAGUGAUCCCUCCGUCGUGGAGUGGGAGAAGGACAAACUCAUGAUGAUGACUGCGUGUGAUGGUGGCCGCCGCAGGGUGUACGAGUCCGGUGACAAGGGGGAUUCGUGGACGGAGGCACUCGGGACACUCUCGCGCGUGUGGGGCAACAAAAAGGGUGAAAAGGUUGAAAUCGUUGGGAGCGGGUUCAUCACAGCGACGAUUGAUAAGAAAAAAGUGAUGCUCGUCACUCUGCCGGUGUAUUCGAGUAAUGACGAAGUUAAUCGAAAGGGUGAACUCCAUCUUUGGCUGACGGACAACACGCACAUUGUUGAUAUUGGGUCGGUAUCCGGAGAGAAAGAAGACGUUUCCGCCAGCUCCCUGUUGUACAAAAGUGGUGAAAGUGGAGAUGAUAAUAAUGAGCAGGGGGAGGAGUUGAUUGCACUGUACGAGAGGGAGAAUGGCAAUGAAGAAUCAUCUUACGGUAUGUUUACUGUGCGUCUGACUGCGCAGCUGGAGAAGGUGAAGGAUGUGCUGAAAACGUGGAAGGAAGUGGACGAACGUGUCUCCCAGCUGUGCCCUACUUCAACUGCUGCGGAGGAUGCCUCACCUGACACUGCCUGCAGCGAUGGUAAGAUCACGGAUGGGCUGGUUGGCUUUUUGUCCGGCAACUUCUCUGGUAACACAUGGAGGGACGAGUACCUCGGCGUGAACGCCAUAGUAAAUAAUAAAGGUGUGGCGAAGAAGGCGGAUAACGGCGUGCAGUUCACGGGGCGUGGAGCGUGGGCGCAGUGGCCUGUUGGCAAGCAGGGGGAGAAUCAGUUGUACCACUUUGCGAACUACAACUUCACUCUUGUGGCGACGGUGUCCGUCCACGGUGAGCCGACGGAGGGUACUAUUCCAUUGAUGGGUGUGAAGAUGGAUGGCGAUGAAGAAGGAUCCAAACUUAUGGAGCUGUCAUACGACAGCGGAAAGAAGUGGAAAUUGCUUUGUAGUGGCAAGACAACUACGGAGCACAGCAGCACUUUGGGGACAGAGACAACUCAACACGUGGUAAUUAUGCGACGGAACGGCAACCAGAGCUCCGCGUACGUCAAUGGUAAGCGUCUGGGUGGGAAUGAACAAUGUAAAUUGGAAACUACGGAUUCGAAAGAGAUAUCGCACUUCUACAUUGUAGGAGAUAGAGGCAGCGCAGACGAUACAAGAAGCCAAGAAGAAUUGCCCGUGACUGUGUCGAACGUCCUGCUGUACAACCGUCCGUUGAGUGACACAGAGAUUGCAGGGCUUGCCAAAAAUACAAUUACUAUUCCGAAGCCGGAGGUUUUGAAGACAUCGGGGGAAGACAGUCGCUCAACAACGGUAAGUGGAUCAGAUGUGGAGGAAGCCGUCACCCAGUCUAAUUUAGGCGGACCACAGCGGAUGCAACACGAACCGUUGAAGGCUAAUGUUGGUGGUGACGGUGUAUCCAGUGCAGCUUUCGUUGCUACGACUCCCUCGUCUGAUGUUGCUCAAGCGGUGACGACAGGGAGUGAAGAUACGAUGCGGGGAAAUGGAUCACCCCAAACUCCUGAGUCGAGCACGAGCUCUGGUGAGGAUGGGGAGACGGCGGGAGGAACGGAUGGGCAGGAGGAAGAGGUCCAUCCACAGGUCGGGGAAGUGAAUGCCACGGCGCUCAGCAGCAGCCUCGGAAAUGUGUCGCAGGGGAAUAACAGCGAUGCCGGCGCUUUGCGUGAGACCAGACUGCUGCCAUCGCUGCUCCUUCUGUUGGGACUGUGGGGGUUUGCAGCUCAGUGA